AUGAGCCUCAUUUGUUCUAUCAUCCUAUCAUUAUCCUCUAACCAUCAGAUACUAAUGGAUUCUUCCUCCUUUUUCAUUACCAUUUUUGUAGCUGUAGUGGGCUUCUUCGAGCUUUAUAGAAUACUCAGAUUUGAACAAGAAAACAAAGAAGACGAUAUUUUCUCUCCUUUCUCUUCUUCUUCUUCGUUAUGUCUAUCGUCACCUUCUUUGUCUCAGAACUGGACACAUGAUGUCUUUCCAAGCUUCCGUGGAGAAGAUGUCCGCAAAGACUUCUUAAGUCACGUCCAAAAAGGUUUUGAGAGAAAGGGAAUCAGACAGUUUAACGAUCAUGAGAUAGAGAGAGGAGAAUCCAUCUCUUCUCAACUUGUAAGGGCCAUCAGAGGUUCUAGAAUCGCGGUCGUCUUCUUCUCCAGGAACUAUGCUUCUUCUAAAUGGUGUCUGGAUGAACUGGUGGAGAUUAUGAAGUGCAGGCGAGAGUUUGGUCAAAUUGUGAUAGCCAUUUUCUACAAAGUGGAGCCGUGUGAUGUACGUAAGCAAACCGGAGACUUUGGAAAGGUCUUCAGAAAAACUUGUGUCGGUAAAACUAAAGAGGAAGUUAGGAGAUGGAGAGUAGCUUUGACACAAGUAGCCACAAUUGCUGGUUAUCAUUCAAACAACUGGGAUAAUGAAGCAGCCAUGGUCGAGAAUAUCGCAACUAAUGUUUCAAAAAAGCUGACUCAAGCAACUGAGUUCAACGACUUAGUUGGAAUGAGGGCUCACAUGGAAAACAUGAGACAAUUGUUAUGCCUACAUUUAGAUGAAGUGAGGAUGAUAGGCAUUUGGGGUCUUCCUGGGAGUGGUAAGAGCACAGUUACAAGAUUACUAUUUAACCAACUCUCUCAAAGAUUUGACGUGAGUCUCUAUAUCAAAGAUAUCAAAGCACUUUAUACAAGACCAGCUUGUUACGAUGCGGAGUUUAUGUCUCUACUAACAGACCAACAUGGUAACCAAGUUUUUAACCUAGGAGUUGAACGAGAGAGGCUGAAACACAAGAAAGUGCUUGUAGUUAUUGAUAACGUUGACAUGUCGGUACAGUUAGAUGCAAUGAUGAAGGAAAGUCAGUGGUUUGGUCCUGGAAGUAGGGUCGUAAUCGCAGUACAAGAUAGAAACGUUUUGGAGGCACAUAGGAUUGGUUAUAUCUAUAGAGUGGCUUUGCCACCAGAUUAUGAAGCUUUCCAAAUUUUUUGUAUGGCUGCUUUUGGUCAAAAGUUUCCUAAAGAAGGUUUUGAGGAUCUUGCAAGAAAAGUUUGUGAUAUUGCUGGUAGACUUCCUUUGAGGCUAAAAGUCAUGGGAUCCUAUUUCAGGGGAAUGUCCAAGCAGGAGUGGAUUGAUCUUAUUGAUCCAUUUUGAAAAUGAAAAACAUAUUAUUCAAAGCAACAGAAAGGGUUAAUUAGAUGAUUA
Messenger RNA from Raphanus sativus (radish), 1440 nucleotides. RefSeq names its product probable disease resistance protein RPP1. The record is from RefSeq and is a predicted model, not a curated record. Bases 1 to 1389 code for a protein of 462 amino acids. Lineage: Eukaryota; Viridiplantae; Streptophyta; Magnoliopsida; Brassicales; Brassicaceae. Gene Ontology annotation, biological process: defense response; signal transduction. Gene Ontology annotation, molecular function: ADP binding. The transcript has 2 exons.